AUUAUUGUGUACACAUAAUAUGUUUGCUGCUGCUACCAAAAGUUUUGUUAAGCAGGUCGGCGAUGGAGGUCGACUAAUUCCUGUCCGUAGCCUCAGCGAAGCUGAUAAAUAUCAGCCCCUCGGUCUUGUUAUCAAGAAGAAAAGCUGCCUUUCCAAAAGAGCCAAAUUUAUUUCAACACCAUUCAGCCUCAAAGACAUUCUUCAAGGAGAGAAAGAAAUUUCAGCAGGUAUUUCAUCCUACCAAUUACUGAAUUAUGAAGACAAAUCAGAUGUAACACUCAAUGGUAGACGAGGAAAUCACAUCCGAAAUUCUGUUGGGGUCAAUGUUGCUGGAUCAGAUUCUCUUGCAGUCAAGGCUUCAUUUGGUAUUGUAACUAAACACGAGGUUGAGGUACCAACAUUACUCAGAGAACUUACUAGUAGAAAAAUUAAUUUUGAUCACUGCCUUAUUCAUCAGUCACAAGAAAGUAAGAAGACCGUUCUCUGUGUGGUCUCGGAGAGUAUUAGAACGACACGGCAGUGUUCGCUGUCUGUGCAUGCUGGUAUGAGAGGAGACACAAUGAGGUUUCAUAUUAUUGAUGACCAUAAUUACAAAGGACGUGACAAAGCUAUUGUCUUCCCCGCACAUACAACUAUUGCAUUUAGUGUAUUUGAACUUUACAUUCACCUGGAUGGUAACUUUGAGCUGUGUGUCACUCCAGAAUCAAAAGGAGGAUUUGAAAAAUGGCCAGCAAGAUCAUUUUCUUUAAUCAGAUUGACGAACAAUCUGUUUCAUCGAAAUAAACGGGUAAUGGAUAUCAUUGCUCACUCAGAUAAUUACUUAGACGACCUUUUUGCAGACUACUAUGAAAAAGCUGCCAGCAUGACUGACAUCUCCACAAACUAUCUCCGAGAAGGGGCCCACGUACGAGUUAAUUUACUCAAUAGCAACAUCCCCAAAGGUCCCUGUUCCCUUUGUGGCAUGGGGCGUUCUAAAAGGGAAACAGUCUAUGGCUGCCUCGAAUGUGCUUCUAAUGGACAAAAGUUUGUACGGCUGCAUGCUGUGCCUUGUUUUGACCUAUGGCACAAGAGAAUAAAGUAA
Molecule: messenger RNA, 1081 nt
Organism: Euleptes europaea (tarantolino)
Lineage: Eukaryota; Metazoa; Chordata; Lepidosauria; Squamata; Sphaerodactylidae
Gene: PJVK
Product: pejvakin
Exons: 6
Coding region: 20-1081 (353 amino acids)
Biological process (GO): programmed cell death
Cellular component (GO): cytoplasm
Source: RefSeq, a predicted model, not a curated record